AUAUGUCAUAGUUGGCCAGAGUUGUUAAAAUCUAAAUAAAAUCACAUCGCGAAUUUCGCCAAAGGUUUUGCAAACACAGUAAUUUUUAAUAGUUUAUAAUUUUAAAAGCACCAUGAGUAGUAAAUCAUAUUUCGAUGAACCUGGAGAUGGUGGCGGCAAAUUGUCAAAGAAAGCGAAGGAUUCGCCCUUCAUGGUUGUGGGUUUGGCAGGUUUUGUUGCUGCCGGCCUUAUCGGAGCAUACAAAUACAGACAUCGUGGAACAAUGAGUACCAGCGUCUUUCUCAUGCAACUUCGUGUGGCGGCCCAAGGAACAGUAGUUGGCUGUCUGACGUUAGGAUUGGCGUACACGAUGUAUAAUCAAUAUAUCGUGAAAAAGCCGAAAGAAGAUACAGCAAAUUUAUCCAGUUGAAAUUGUGAAGAUGUUGAUUGGCCUUUUGUAUUUUUGUUUUGUUUAAGAAAUUCAAUUUUACUAACAUUACUAUCCAACAUUCAUACAAUUUCAAUAAGGAAGCAAACGAGCGAGUUCAUACAAUAGGAUUUCAUGUCAUACCACGUACACUCUCAAUCCCUACCAUUACUCAGGAGAAUCCUAUUGACCUGUGAUAUACAUCUGAAGAAAGUUGAUUGUAAAUUGCAUGAAAACGCACUCUUUUUGUUUAUUUGCGUUACAACUAACAAAUAAUUUAUAUCAUAGUUUAAUUCAAUGACAUUUAGAGGAAAAAAAAACAAAAAUGAAUGAAUGUGUAUUGUACAAAAUAAAUCGAACGAAAACUAUUUACAAUUUGAAGUA
This is a messenger RNA of Stomoxys calcitrans (stable fly), 790 nucleotides long. RefSeq names its product HIG1 domain family member 1A, mitochondrial. The record is from RefSeq and is a predicted model, not a curated record. Gene Ontology annotation, biological process: mitochondrial respirasome assembly. Bases 113 to 409 code for a protein of 98 amino acids. Lineage: Eukaryota; Metazoa; Arthropoda; Insecta; Diptera; Muscidae. The transcript has 3 exons. Gene Ontology annotation, cellular component: mitochondrion.